UGGUUUCAAGUUUGAACUGACAGUACACGAGAAUGUCGAGGUGCUUCUUGCUUGCCGUGGUGGUCGCGGUGGCGCUGGCAGCGGCACUAGUGCGUGGCAUCCCGUUCACGGAGAAAGACUUGGCUUCGGAGGAGAGCCUCCGGGAGCUGUACGAGCGGUGGCGGAGCCACUACACGGUGGCGCGGCGGGGCCUGGAGGAGGACGUCGACGGCAGGGCGCGCCGGUUCAACGUGUUCAAGGAGAACGUGCGGUACAUCCACGAGGCAAACAAGAAGAACCGGCCGUUCAGGUUGGCUCUGAAUAAGUUCGCCGACUUGACGACGGACGAGUUUCGGCGGACGUAUGCCGGGUCCAGGGUGCGGCACCACCGGGCCCUGAGUGGCGGCCGGCGGGCCGAGGGGAGCUUCAUGUACGCAGACGCCGGGGACCUGCCGCCGGCGGUUGACUGGCGGCAGAGGGGUGCUGUCACCGGCGUCAAGGACCAGGGCCAGUGCGGGAGCUGCUGGGCGUUCUCGACGAUCGCGGCAGUGGAGGGUAUCAACAAGAUCAGGACAGGGAAGCUGGUGUCCCUGUCGGAGCAGGAGCUCAUGGACUGCGACGACGGCGACAACCAAGGCUGCAACGGCGGGCUGAUGGACUACGCGUUCCAGUUCAUCAUGAAGAAUGGGGGGAUCACCACCGAGUCCAACUACCGCUAUCUUGCUGAGCAGGGGAGAUGUAACAAGGAGAAGGAAGGCUCCCAUGACGUGACAAUAGAUGGCUAUGAGGAUGUCACUGCCAAUGACGAGAAUGCUCUACAGAAAGCCGUUGCAAACCAGCCCGUGGCAGUUGCAAUAGAGGCUAGCGGCCAAGAUUUCCAGUUCUACUCAGAGGGUGUCUUCACUGGAAGCUGCGGCACAGACCUUGACCAUGGAGUUGCCAUCGUUGGGUACGGCACAACUCGGGAUGGCACCGAAUAUUGGAUCGUGAAGAACUCAUGGGGUAAGGACUGGGGUGAGAUGGGCUACAUCAGAAUGCAGCGUGGGGUGUCAGACUCCCAAGGCCUGUGUGGUAUUGCAAUGGAGGCAUCUUACCCAACUAAGUCAGCACCACACGGUGCUAUCAAGGAAGAAGAUCUUAAAGAUGAGCUCUAGAUCGAUGGACAUAGCUCCCUUUGUAGUCCUCUUUGUUGAAGGAGAAGUGGAUCCUCUUUCGUUAUGUUGUAAGGCAAAAUGUUACUGAACGAAUUGAACAAAAUAAAUAAAUAGAAGUACAAAAGUUAAAUAAGUUCCAGGAAAGGAACUAUAAAGGGUUUUCAUAA
Messenger RNA from Phragmites australis (common reed), 1300 nucleotides. Its product is annotated as cysteine endopeptidase RepA-like. The transcript has 4 exons. The coding region runs from base 33 to 1133 and encodes 366 amino acids. Gene Ontology annotation, molecular function: cysteine-type endopeptidase activity. Lineage: Eukaryota; Viridiplantae; Streptophyta; Magnoliopsida; Poales; Poaceae. The record is from RefSeq and is a predicted model, not a curated record. Gene Ontology annotation, cellular component: lysosome.